AUGGCCAAUAGGAGGCGUCUUACUAUAUCUGGUGAUCACAAACCAGAGGAAAAGACAUGCUGGUCUACUCCCACCGUCUAUCAUGCAGCAAUUGUGAUAUUUUUAGAGUUUUUCGCUUUUGGGUUAUUGACCACCCCAAUGAUCUCGGUGUUGGAUGAAACAUUUCCGAAACAUACGUUUCUAAUGAAUGGGAUCAUUCAUGGAGUGAAGGGUUUCUUAUCGUUCUUCAGUGCACCGUUUUUGGGUGCUCUGUCUGAUAUGUUUGGGCGAAAGCCAUUCUUGCUCCUCACAGUCACCUUUACCUGCUCUCCUAUUCCGCUGAUGAAAAUCAGUCACUGGUGGUACUUCACUAUGAUCAGUAUAUCGGGUAUUUUUGCAGUGACGUUUUCAUUUGCUUUGGCCUAUGUCGCUGAUAUAACCACCGAAGAAGACAGAAGUUGGGGGUAUGGCUUGGUUUCAGCUACAUUCGCAGCUAGUCUUGUCAGUUCGCCUGCAAUCGGAGCUUAUCUAGGUCGAGUGUAUAGUGAAGAACUUGUUGUAGCAUUGGCUACAGCUAUUGCAUUUCUAGAUAUUUGUUUUAUUCUUGCCUGUGUACCUGAAUCCCUCCCUGAAAAAGUACGUAUUGGUCAUUUGUGCUCUGUAUCUACACUGGGUGGACCGACCAGUAAAUUCUCAUGGGGCAAAGCUGACCCUUUUGCAACAUUACGUCAAAUGACUAAUGAUCAUCUCGUCCUUAUGAUAUGCAUUACAACGUUUUUAUCUUAUCUACCCGAAGCUGGACAGUAUUCAUGUUUCUUUGUUUAUCUACGCUUGGUGAUGGGAUUUUCUGAAGAAAAUGUAGCACUUUUCAUUGCUGUUGUUGGCAUCAUGUCAUGUAUUGCACAAACAAUUAUCUUAUCGCUAUUGUAUCGUGUAAUGCGACCGAAACGAGUGAUUAUUUUUGGUUUAAUCUUUGAAGCAAUUCAGUUAACUUUAUAUGGUUUUACUACAAAUCCAGUAUUAUUAUGUGCAUUCAUAUCGAAUCAUGCAGCAGCUGAUCAACAAGGUGUAGCUCAAGGUCUUGUCACAGGAAUUCGAGGUUUAUGUGGUGGCCUGGGACCAGCCUUGUUCGGUUUAUUCUUUUAUAUUUUCAAAGUUGAUCUCAAUGAGCAUACAUCAAGUACGCAAAUCAAUAAUAAAGAUCCAAGCAAAUCUCUUGUGUUACCCAGUAGUGUACAAACUUUACAAGAACUAUUAAUGCCUGGACCACCAUUUGCAUUUGGUGCUGCACUUGUCCUGUUAGCAAUUUUAGUAUCAAUGUUUAUACCUGAAAAUUCAUUACCUAGUCAAUCAUCUCAUUCAGAAGUUAUCAGUGAACCAUCACAUGAUUCAACAGUUGGUGGUAUAUUUGGUGACACUAGACUUAGACGUAGUUCACCAUCAGGUCAAUCGAAUCGAGCUGUUUCCAAUUUUCAACUAUUAACACCUGGAAUUGAUGAUAAUGAUAGUUCAAAAUUGAUGAGUUCUGUUGAAAUGUAUAAAUAUAGUGGAAAAGGUGAAUUUCUACACGGAAAUAAUUUUGAAAGUGAUGGUGUUAGUGGUAUUUGGGAUCGUUUGAUGACUAGUCUUUCAGAUUUUCGUAAUCCUGUAUAUGUUAAACAAAACCAAGUCGUGUUUAUCGUCAAUCGAAAAUUAUUUAUCAGACGAACACCAUAUGCACUAGGCAGUGGAGGUAUCGGUGGUGGUGUUGGUGGACUUGUUGAUCAUGAAUCACGUCUUCAUUAUUCUAAACUACCUUUUACUGUUAUUCCAUCUAAUACUUUAAAUGAUAUGUCAAAUAAUGAGUUAUUAUUUGCAAAUCCCUUAUUAUUAAAUCGUUGUGAAUCUGAGGAGGCAGCCGAUUUAAGUAAUUAUCGUGCACAUCAUUUUCGACGUAUAUUUACUGCUUCUACUACUGCCAAUAGUGAUGUUAGUGGAGUUAUAAAUCCAUCUGAAGAAUAUUCUCCUGUAUUCAUUCCUGGAUAUGAUGAAGAUGUUAUAAAUUCAGAGGAGAAACAUAAACUAUUGAAAAGCACCAGUAUAUCUUCAAUUAGUCCAUCAGGAAAAAGUUGUAAACAAAAAUUUUUUAAUACAAAUCAUCUCUAUGAUAAGUCAUCUUUUGUAUCAGAUCGUAAUACAUGAUAUACAAUUAUUAUUAC
Molecule: messenger RNA, 2177 nt
Organism: Heterobilharzia americana
Lineage: Eukaryota; Metazoa; Platyhelminthes; Trematoda; Strigeidida; Schistosomatidae
Source: the annotation of a GenBank genome assembly